AUGGCGCCUUCCGAUCGUCUCAAUCAGAUUAACAAGCACCUUAACUUCCCGGCUGGUCUCCUUGCUGGGCAAGUGGCUAUCAUCACUGGUGCGGGCCAAGGUAUCGGUGCGGAGGCUGCUCGGCUGUUCGCCAACGAAGGCGCAAAAGUCGUAGUAGCAGAUAUCGAUGGCAAGAAAGCCAACGCGGUCGCUGACGCCAUUAACGCCGCCGAGCCUGGCCGCGCCUUGGCUGUGGCCGGCGACGUCCUCGACAGCAACUACAUCACCGAACUCGUGAAGCGCACAGCCGAGUUUGGUGGUGGCAAGAUCCACAUUAUUGUCAACAAUGCUGGGUUCACUUGGGACGGUGUGAUUCACAAGAUCACCGAUAAGCAAUGGGAUACCAUGCUUGCAGUGCACAACACUGCGCCUUUCCGACUAGUGCGAGAGGCGGCGCCGUAUUUCCGAGUCAAGGACAAGGAGCCGCGCGUUAUUAUCAACAUCAGCAGCACAAGCGGUAUUCACGGUAAUGCUGGCCAGGCCAACUACGCAGUCGCCAAAGCCGGCGUUGUCGGUCUUACCCGCACAAUCGCUAAAGAAUGGGGCCCUGCCUUUGGUGUGCGCUCUAAUACGAUCGCCUUUGGCUACGUGACCACCCGUCUCACAGCUGCCAAGGAAGAGGGCGCCUUCGUCACCACCCCUGACGGUACUAAGGUGGCUCUGGGUAUUCCCGGCAAGCAGCUUGCUAGCAAGAAGGGAGAUGAGGCCAAGGCUGAGACUUUCCCGGAUAUUCCACUGCGGAGACCAGCGAGCCCUGAAGAGGCAGCACGUUCAAUCUUGGGUGUUGCUAGCCCGUACUUCUCCUAUGUGAAUGGGGAGACGAUCCGGGUUACUGGUGGGCGCAAUAUGUAA
Messenger RNA from Penicillium odoratum, 891 nucleotides. Its product is annotated as SDR family NAD(P)-dependent oxidoreductase. The transcript has 4 exons. The record is from RefSeq and is a predicted model, not a curated record. NCBI's taxonomy places the organism in Eukaryota, Fungi, Ascomycota, Eurotiomycetes, Eurotiales, Aspergillaceae. Bases 1 to 891 code for a protein of 296 amino acids. Gene Ontology annotation, molecular function: oxidoreductase activity, acting on the CH-OH group of donors, NAD or NADP as acceptor.